Molecule: messenger RNA, 742 nt
Organism: Bradysia coprophila
Lineage: Eukaryota; Metazoa; Arthropoda; Insecta; Diptera; Sciaridae
Product: calmodulin-alpha
Cellular component (GO): myosin II complex
Molecular function (GO): calcium ion binding
Source: RefSeq, a predicted model, not a curated record
AAGUAGUCGGAAUUGUUUAAGUCAGGAAUAGAAAUUUUCAGUUUGAGCAACCAAACCUUUGAUACUGAAUACAGUCAGGUUAAACUUGGCUGUAGCUGGUCAGUGCGACGAUAGCAAAUUCUGCGCUUAUCAAAACAUUAGUAUAGAGAAGCUGUUGCUUUCCGUUUUGCCGAUCAAGCUAGUCAGAAAGUCUGAAAAUUAGAAAUGACCGAUGAACUAACGGACGAGCAAAUUGCUGAUUUCAAAGAAGCUUUUUCCCUUUUCGAUAAAAAUGGGAAUGGCUCAAUCUCAACAAAGGAAUUGGGAACCGUAAUGCGGUCGCUAGGCCAGAAUCCAACUGAUGCCGAAUUACAGGACAUGAUAAAUGAAGUGGAUGCAGACGGUAAUGGAACGAUCGAGUUCCCUGAAUUUGUCACAAUGAUGGCACAUAAAAUGAGAGACAUGGACAGCGAAGAAGAGAUUCGAGAAGCAUUCAAAGUGUUCGACAGGGAUGGCAAAGGUUUUAUUACCGCUGUCGAACUGCGCCAUGUGAUGACAAGUCUUGGCGAGAAGCUAACCGACGAAGAGGUAGAUGAGAUGAUUCGUUCGGUUGAUGUUGAUGGUGAUGGCCAGAUAAAUUACGAAGAAUUCGUUACCAUGAUGACACCGAAGUGAGAGUUUCAAACAUUCCGUCAUCGUUGCGCAAACAUGUCGUUGCUGUUGUUGGGAAAUACAUUCAAAUUAAACGUAAACUUUGAAUAAA